UGAACAUGAUGAAAAUUGACACAGAAAUGCUAUUGCAAUGCAGCUUAUAUGCUACAUGACCCACGUUACCAAAAUAAACAAUAAUAUGUCGUAUGAAGGUCUUGCUCAGUCGUAUGGAGAUCGUUUUUAUUUUUGUAGUCGUAUGGACAUCGUAAUGAUUCGUGUUUAAUCGUAUGGCGGUCGUGUUGAUUCGUGUUAAGUCGUAUGACAGUCGUGUUUGGUCGUGUGACAGUCGUAUUGGAGUCGUGUUAAAUGAGGUUAAAUCGUGUUGUAUCGUAUGAAUAUCUUAUGACAGUCGAAUGAGUGUCGUGUUCAGUCGUAUGAAGGUCGUAUGAGGGUCGUAUGAGGGUCGUUUUUGGUCGUAUGACGGUCGUGUUUGGUUAAGAAAUUUGCAUAAACCACAAGGUCGAGCACGAAUCAACACGAUUUUUCAACUUUUCUUAAAUCGUGUUCGCAAUUUCCUAAAUCGUGUAUGUGAGAUAGGGGCUUUACUUGGCGAGGUCCUGUGCCAAAACCUGUGAUAAUAUUCUGAAUCGAUGUCGCAACUUGGUCUAUAAUUAAGCAGUAAUGUGUCUUUUAAUGUCAAUUAUUUCAAUAUUUUGGGAAAACUUGUUAUUCAUAAUUAUGUACAUAUAUGUAAUACUGUUACAGUCUAGAGUGAUAGGGGAAGAGUGAGUGUAUAUAGCAGACUGGAUGUAAAGGUGGAUGAGCAGACAUAUGUAAUACUGUUACAGUCUAGAGUGAUAGGGGAAGAGUGAGUGUAUAUAGUAGACUGGAUGUAAAGGUGGGUGAGCAGACAUAUGUAAUACUGUUACAGUCUAGAGUGAUAGGGGAAGAGUGAGUGUAUAUAGUAGACUGGAUGUAAAGGUGGGUGAGCAGACAUAUGUAAUACUGUUACAGUCUAGAGUGAUAGGGGAAGAGUGAGUGUAUAUAGUAGACUGGAUGUAAAGGUGGGUGAGCAGACAUAUGUAAUACUGUUACAGUCUAGAGUGAUAGGGGAAGAGUGAGUGUAUAUAGUAGACUGGAUGUAAAGGUGGGUGAGCAGACAUAUUUUAGAGAUUGUAAUACUUGUACCUUUUAUAUGUGACACGAUAAUAAUCUAAUUUCAAUUGAAUUGAAUACAAUAAUCUAUUCUUUGACAGGGGAUUCCGAUAGAUCUACCUAUAAAUACCUGAGGACGCGUCAUAACAGUACACGGCUGGACGCGGGCAGUACUUUUGGGGAACUAGGCAUAGCAACCCGCCAUAGCAUUGAUAAAGCCUCGGUUAUAUCCCAUGCAUAUUCAUAGUGGGGUGUACGGUAUCAGACUAUACUACUACACUGAUAAACGUGACAUACAUAUACACUGUUUAUUUCAAUAUGCCUUACAGAUUGUGUUCUGUUUACCGGGGACACACAGACAUACUUGUUGUAAGAUUUUUUAGUUAAAACAUGGCGGUGAACGUUAUCGGUUUGGUAGUUAUUGCGGUGUUUUAUCUUAUCAUUCUCAUUAUCGGUAUUGUUGCUGGACGUAAGAGCACCAAAUCCAACGAUGCUGAGGAACUGUUUGUCGCCAACAGAAGCUUCGGUCUGUUUGUUGCCAGUUUCACCACAGCUGCUACCAUGGUCGGUGGUGGUUAUAUUAAUGGAACAGCCGAGGCUAUGGGGAGAGACGGAAUGAUCUGGGCUAUAGGACCGAUCGGGUACAACAUUGGUAUGGCCAUUGCUGGUAUAGUCAUUGCCCCGAAAGUCCGCAGCAUGGAAUACUCGACCAUCUUUGACCCGUUCCAGCAAAAGUAUGGCAACAGAAUGGGAGGCCUGCUCUUCUUCCCUGAGUUGUUGGGAGACCUUUUCUGGGAAGCCGCCAUAUUGGGAGCUUUAGGCACGACGCUUUCUAUAGUACUGGGCCUGGAUAUGACCAUGUCCGUGAUCGUGUCCGCAUGUGUUGCGGUCGUCUACACCUUUUUUGGGGGCCUCUACGCGGUGGCUUACACUGACGUCAUACAGCUCUUCUUUAUGGGAAUUGGCUUGGUUCUGGCCAUACCAUUCGCCGCCAUGAAUCCUGCUGUGGACCUGUCUCGUGUCCAGGACACAUGGACUGGUCAUCUUGAACCUCAGCUUAUCGGCCUAUAUCUAGAUACAAUUUGUAUGCUGAUUAUGGGAGGCAUGCCAUGGCAGGCACUGUACCAGCGUGUAUUGGCCUGCAAGAGUCCAGCCCUUGCCCGGAACGCGUGCCUCUUGGCCGCUCUCAUCUCCCUUCUGCUGGCGGUCCCUCCUGCAGCCGUUGGGGUCAUAGGAUCUGCCACAGAUUGGAACGCCACUGAAUAUCCAGGGAAUAUUCCUUUGGAGUACGAGCGUUGGACACACAUUUUCCCCAUGGUACUCCAGUACCUGUGCCCUAUGGCGGUCUCCAUCGUCGGUAUAGGGGCCGUCUCGGCAGCAGUCAUGUCCUCCGCCGACUCUUGUGUUCUAGCUACUGGAAGUGUUUUUGCAAAUAAUAUUUACAAAAACAUAUUCCGACCAAAGGCAACUCAGAGAGAGAUUGUUUGGGUCCUUCGCCUAACGAUAGUCGUUGUUGGUACCGUUGGAGCGGUCAUUGCCCUCACAGUGGGCAGUGUGUACGGACUAUUCAUACUGUGCGCUGACCUGAUGUACGUCGUACAGUUUCCUCAGCUUAUCUGUGUUCUAUGGGUCAAGUGUGCGAAUACAUACGGCAGCCUUACUGGCUUCGUCAUCGGUCUUUUCCUCCGAGUGGCGGGAGGGGAACCGUUCCUCAAGAUAGAUCCUUGGAUCAAAUAUCCAAUGCACCACGAAGAAUACGGACAGCUCUUCCCAUUCAAAACUUUUGCAAUGCUUUGUUCUCUAUUCGCCAUCAUUGGUGUGUCAUAUGUAACAGAAAGACUGUUCACCCAGGGGACCCUAUCCAAGAAAUUUGACAUAUUUCGUUGCUAUAGUGAAGAGAAGGGAAUGGAGAAGAAAGGCGAUACUGAAAUUGAAAGAAAAGAACCUCUUAUGACUAACAUAGAUCCAGACUUUUUUGAAAAUGGUCAUCUAGAACUGCGCUCACGAAAUCAAGACAAAAACUGUUAAAUCGUUUUGAAAAUUGGAUGUUGUAAAAUGUCAAAAAAAUGUCAAAAAUAUCAAAAUAUUAUUUAAAACGGUUUAUGCAUAGUAUCAUAUAUUUGAAAUGUAGAUGAUAUUAGAUUCAAAUGUAUCUUUAAAGGAACACUAUAUGAACUUUAUACUAGAUAUGAGUUCCAUGAAAAUGUAAUUGUAACGAAGUUGGCAUAUUAUUGCCUUCAUUAGAACAAAUAAUAUCAGUAUUACCAGGUACAUGUAUAACCAUGACUGCUCUGAAAACAUUGCCAAGUCUGUAGAAGAUGAAAUUAUAAUCGAACUCUGAAUAUGUUCAUAUUCUAUUAAAUAUGACCUUAUUGUCAAUCUGAAUA
Molecule: messenger RNA, 3428 nt
Organism: Mizuhopecten yessoensis (Yesso scallop)
Lineage: Eukaryota; Metazoa; Mollusca; Bivalvia; Pectinida; Pectinidae
Product: high-affinity choline transporter 1-like
Exons: 8
Coding region: 1432-3069 (545 amino acids)
Biological process (GO): transmembrane transport; acetylcholine biosynthetic process; choline transport
Cellular component (GO): plasma membrane
Molecular function (GO): choline:sodium symporter activity
Source: RefSeq, a predicted model, not a curated record